Acaulospora morrowiae is the source of this 822-nucleotide messenger RNA. The record is from the annotation of a GenBank genome assembly. Lineage: Eukaryota; Fungi; Glomeromycota; Glomeromycetes; Diversisporales; Acaulosporaceae.
AUGCGUCUCGUUAUUCGCCAAGAUUAUGAUGCAGUCUCAGAGCAUAUGGCUGCUUAUAUUAGAGAUCGAAUCAACGAGUUUAAUCCAACUCCCGAAAAACCAUUUGUUCUUGGAUUACCCACCGGCUCCUCACCAGUAGGAGUUUAUAAGAAUUUAGUGAAAUAUUAUCAAAAUGGAGAAUUAAGUUUUAAAAAUGUCGUAACUUUUAAUAUGGAUGAAGAUCACCCAGAAAGUUACCAUUCAUUUAUGUGGCACCAUUUGUUUAAACACGUGGACAUCCUUCCACAGAACGUCCAUAUCCUUAAUGGUAACGCAGAAAAUUUGGAUGAUGAGUGUAAAAAGUUUGAAGAGAAGAUGAAGGCUUUUGGUGGAGUUGAGUUAUUCUUAGGAGGAAUUGGUCCCGAUGGUCACAUUGCGUUCAACGAACCUGGUUCAUCUUUGAGUUCACGAACUCGUGUUAAAACUUUGGCCUAUGACACAAUUUUGGCAAAUUCACGCUUUUUUGAUAAUGACAUUAGCAAAGUACCCAGGAUGGCUUUAACCGUUGGUGUAGGAACCGUGAUGGAUGCCAGAGAAGUAGCUAUCAUUAUUACAGGAGCUCAUAAGGCACCCGCAUUGGCAAAGUGUAUUGAAGAAGGAGUUAACCAUAUGUGGACAGUAUCUGCAAUUCAGUUACAUCCAAAAGCAUUAAUUGUAUGCGAUGAAGAUGCAACUUUGGAGUUACAUGUUAAAACAGUGAAGUAUUUUAAGAGCAUUGAACACGUAGUCAAUGAUUUAAUCGGAGCUGAGAAUGUGGGAUUACAAGGUAAUGUAUUGUAUUAG